This is a messenger RNA of Umbelopsis ramanniana AG, 1369 nucleotides long. RefSeq lists its product as uncharacterized. Gene Ontology annotation, molecular function: hydrolase activity, acting on ester bonds. Bases 338 to 1294 code for a protein of 318 amino acids. Lineage: Eukaryota; Fungi; Mucoromycota; Umbelopsidomycetes; Umbelopsidales; Umbelopsidaceae. The transcript is spliced from 4 exons. The record is from RefSeq and is a predicted model, not a curated record.
AAUGGAUUCCAGGAUUUCUUUACAGAGCUGAUUUUUGAUAUUCCGUUGCUUCAUUGUGCCCGAUACAGCUAAUCCACUUUGACAGAGGACCUAUUGGACAUUGCUCAUUUCUUAACCGCCUAUAACAUCUUCUCUUCCUUUUUGUCAAAACCAACUUUUGUAGAGCUUCCAGUACGCCCUCUGUUUCGGCGAUUGCUGAUCCAAGUGAACGCUAAUCUGUUUAAACGCCGCUGUUCAUGCCAUCAUUAUUGACCAUUUCGGUCUCCGUCAUAGAUACAAUUUAUGAUGCCGAGAUAUUGUCUGUUUAAGUAACUUGUAACUCUUCUACAACUUUUAUAUGUUCCUCCUAGGUACUAUCCUGUUAGCACCUUUGGUUGGCGCUAUACGAAACCUAGUUGUAUUUGGGGAUUCGUAUUCAGAUAUUGGCAAUAACGGCAUUUACACUGACAAUGCCAACUGGGCUCAAGAUCUCGCCUACUCUUGGAAUGCGUCGCUCUAUGACUUUGCCUACGGAGGAGCCACGUGCGACAACCACAUAGAACAAUACGUCGACGCUGUCAGUGUCAGUCAACAAGUAGCUGAUUACAUUUCGAGGGGCGAGGGCAAGAACAUUAAUGCCUCGGAAUCCGUGUACGCCAUUUUCAUUGGAAUCAACGAUGCCAAUUUAUUUAAUGUGAGCAAUACCCAAGCUGUGGCAAACUGCGUAUCCCAACAGAUGAAAAAGCUAGAGCAGGCAUAUGGAGCGCAAGAAUUCCUUAUAUUCAACAUUCCACCUAUGCAAUACUCUCCCUUCGCUAAAACAGCCAUACAAAAUUAUCAAGAUGCAAAGGCGGACUGGAUUGCCAAUUAUAACCAGCUUCUGAACGCUUCGGUGCAUAAUCUCGGAGGAACAGCCAGUCUUGUAUUUUUUGACACAUAUGACUUAUUUAAGACUGUUCUGGCAAACCCCACCGCAUAUGGCUUCGACGAUAUCACUGACUAUUGGAACAAAUAUGCUUGUACCAAUUUAACAUAUUGUCCUGAGAACGUUGGUGGCAUAGAAGGCGCAACAAAAUUUCUUUGGUGGGAUGGUACACAUGUUACAUCAGCAAUGCAUAGGAUAAUAGCAAACAGUAUUAUCACUCUUCGUCCUUUUGGUAUACAAGGCAAUAACGUUCAAAAUCAAUAUCAGGUGAACCGGACGGCCCUCCCAAUUUCUCAGGGCGUACCUGGACGAUUUUCAAUAGACUACUGGAUGCUACUCAUGUCGUGUUUAACAGCAUUAGUGGCCAUUCAUACCCAUUUGUUCAUAUAGACAUGUUGUAUAUAAUGUGUAUUCAAGAAUAUAUAUAUUUGAUUUAGAGCUCAAACAGUUUAUCUUCAAAUGGGU